This is a messenger RNA of Aethina tumida (small hive beetle), 1847 nucleotides long. Its product is annotated as protein Wnt-8b-like. Bases 663 to 1697 code for a protein of 344 amino acids. Gene Ontology annotation, molecular function: cytokine activity; frizzled binding. The transcript has 3 exons. NCBI's taxonomy places the organism in Eukaryota, Metazoa, Arthropoda, Insecta, Coleoptera, Nitidulidae. Gene Ontology annotation, cellular component: extracellular region. Gene Ontology annotation, biological process: multicellular organism development; cell fate commitment; canonical Wnt signaling pathway. The record is from RefSeq and is a predicted model, not a curated record.
UGUGACAACUGAGUAAGGAGAUUUUGAAACUGAUUGACAGUUCACAAUAAGUAAAUUGCAAUGUGCUAAUCCGUUAUGUUAAUUGGAUGCUAAAAAUUUGAUCAGGUGCCCUUUUGAGAUAACGGCAGUUUCUCGGUAGCUUGAAAUAAUAAGAGAUUAUAUUUGUGGUGUCCGUACAAAACAAGUUUUACCAAACAGAAUACCACAGCAGUAGCAAAGUACUUCAUUAAGUAAAUACCCGAACAAAACACCUUCUUAAAGUCUUAUGCAUUAAUCUAAUUCCUUCCUCAGGCUUAAGGUAAAAGACACCAUUCUCCUCCUAAAUCCUUUUUAUUCAAGCCAGUUUGCGGUAUAUUGAUAUCCAUGUUAUAAUGUACCUAUCGGCUUUUUUACUUAGUAAAAAGAUUUAUACGGUUUUGCACAAGAGGCUUUCAACAGUAUUUAUUGAGACCCUGAAGAUUACAGGGUAUAAUUUUAUGCUUAAUCAUUUCUAGGAAUUCUUCAGUCCCACCCUUCGGACCAGUCGGUCUAUCCUUUGUGACUGCUUUGUACCACCACCGACUGGCCCUCACCUAAUAUUCCCUAACCGCCUUAUAAGAGUUUUAUUAAAAAUUUUCGGCUCAUUCGGUCUUCGGUGCUCCUACAAGCAACAAUUCGAAAAAAUGGAGCUCUAUAGGUUUGUGGUGUUUGUGAUAGCGGGUGUUCACAGUUUGGAUUUAAGUGCUAUGUUUGAUAUGAAAAAUCUUUUUCAAUUAUCGGGCGUCUCUUCACGGUUAAUCCAGAGCAUUGCAAUCGGCACCCAAAUGGCCGUAGAACAUUGUCAAAAGGAAUUUAAAUGGGACAAAUGGAACUGUCCUGAGAGCGCAUUCAAAAGCUCGUCAAUGGACCAGACUAAAGAGGCUGCUUACAUUAACGCAAUUAUGGUUUCGGGAAUCGCUCACGCAAUCACCAAGAAUUGUUCCAGGGGUGAAAUCAAAGCUUGUAAAUGUAACCCGAAGCCCCAAAACCUUAAAUUGGACAGCAACAUGCCCGUAGAACAUGUUGGUAAAGCCAAGAACCAACACAUCAAUGCUGAAGAAGUUGAGUGGACCUGGGGAGGAUGUUCCGACGAUACCACUUACGGCAUCGAGUUUACGAAGUACAUCUUCAACAAAACCAGCCAAGAAAACGCUGUUAAAAGUCACAACUACGAAAUCGGCAGACAAGUUUUGCAAGAGUCAAUGAUAAAGAAGUGCAGAUGUCACGGCGUUUCCGGCAGUUGUUCCUUGCAAACCUGUUGGGUGCAAAUCGCACCGUUCCAUGUCAUCUCCUCAAAACUCAAGGAAAAGUACGGCAAAGCCCUGCACAUCAAAGAACAACAAUUGACCCAUGAGGAAAACAACAACACGGUACAAGAAAUUGAAAACCCCCACAAGAAAAACAGCCUGAUUUACUUGGAACAAUCACCCGACUAUUGUCAAGCGAACUCGACGACCGGCUGGGUUGGAACUAAGGGACGAUCCUGCUCCAGAAUAUUGGAAAAAGGCACCAGUUUGGCGGAAAAGAGGAGUUGCAGACAUCUGUGUAGAUCCUGCGGAUUGAAAGUACGCAAACGUGUCAGGAAAGUUGUGAGCAGGUGCAACUGUUCAUUCGCCUGGUGCUGCGAAGUCAAAUGCGAAACUUGCGAGCAGUUAGUACCCGAGUACGUUUGCGAAUGAGAACUAAAUAUUUAAACAAAUAUUAUAAUGAAAUUUGUUUGACUGAGAAUUGUGAUAUUUGUACUAUUUAGAUUAGGGUUGUGUAUAAAUUAUUAUAUUUAUGAUUAGUUGUAAAUAUCGUUGUACUGUAAUAACUAUUUAAAGUUUAGA